This is a messenger RNA of Ricinus communis (castor bean), 1418 nucleotides long. Its product is annotated as LON peptidase N-terminal domain and RING finger protein 3. The transcript has 5 exons. The record is from RefSeq and is a predicted model, not a curated record. The coding region runs from base 397 to 1101 and encodes 234 amino acids. NCBI's taxonomy places the organism in Eukaryota, Viridiplantae, Streptophyta, Magnoliopsida, Malpighiales, Euphorbiaceae.
CAGAGAACUCAAAAAGGGAAUCAAAAUCGGCGGCAGAAGAAUGAGAAAAGAAGAAACAGAGAAAGAAAUUCAAUUUUUUUUAAUUGAAAAAAGAAAAGGGGAAAGCCUCUCUUAGAAAUACUAAAAAGUAGGACCUUAUAAUUAAAAAUUAGAUUUUUUUUUAAUUUAAACACAUCGAUUUUCUUUCCUAAUAAAACUCUUUUUUUUUUUUUUUUAACUUUAUACUAUUAUUCUUAUAAAUAAAAAAUCUAAUCACUUCAUUAAAAAUGGCAAUUCACACCAAUUCCAUUAUCAAUAAAUCCCUUUUUACUCUUCUUCUUCUUCUUCUUCUUCUUCUUCUAUUGUAUAUCGCCGUUUUCGUCUCUCUUUUGGGGUUUCUUCUGAUUUGAUGAUAGCAUGAAUUCAUGGGGGUUGAAUUGUCUAGAAGUGGACAUCACAGUGGCAAACCCUCAAAGAAGAAGAGGGUUGGAUUUAGACUUGGAUCUUAACUAUCCUUUACCUCCUCAAAUGAGGGCACUCGACUUGUCACUUGGGUUAUCCAGUUAUAAUAAUAGUUCUCAACAAGUUCAAGUUCAAGCUCAAGUGCAUGGAUGGUCUCUGUCUCACCAUCAUCAAGUUACAAAUGCUGCUAGUGAGGUGCUUGAUGAUGAUGAAGUUGCUAUAAUUUCCCCAAGGACAUUUGCUCAAUCCAGGGAAAUUUCUGAAGGAAACCAUUCUCAUGGAAAGCGAGGUGUGCUUCGCGAAGCUACAGGGACUCCUAGGGGACGCUUGGCUGCAGCCAUUUUGUGCACCAACUGCAAAACAAGAAUGCCUGAUGACUGUCAACCUUGCUUGAAACCGGGAACAAGUAACAAGAAGGAAAGAAAUGUUUUCAUGACUCAACAGUCGCCCCAGUCUGUCUCUUCAGCUGAGGAUCCUAUCUUUAGUUGCGCAGUAUGCAUAGGCCCAUUAAUUGAACCAACAUCAACAAGGUGUGGCCACAUCUUCUGCAAGGAGUGUCUCCAAAGAUCACUAAAAUCAUCACAGAACAAAUGCCCAACCUGCAGGCAAAAAGUCGGAAAGAGAGGCAUCUUUAGGGUUUAUCUUCCUACCACCAAUUGACUGAAUUUGAGGGGAGUGAUAGCUAGUUUGGCUAAAAGCACUUGUGUUGCUUAGGUAUAUAGUGCCCUCAAUGAAUUCGCUGACAAUUAGUCUGGCUGACCGCUAAAAAUGUAGUUCCCUCUUUUAGGCAAGUCAUUCCUUUCUAUGGAUGAGAGGGAGACUUAGGUACCAGGAGAAAUUCUUUUGAUUUGAAAAAUAAAUUAUUGAUCAAAUGCCCCUGUUGGCUGAUUUUUAAGGAGUUGUACCCAAUUUUGAUUUAGUGAUAUUUUGUACAUAACGUCAUUGAUUCAUUAAUAUUACUAUAACAAUAGAACUGA